Acaulospora colombiana is the source of this 5273-nucleotide messenger RNA. Lineage: Eukaryota; Fungi; Glomeromycota; Glomeromycetes; Diversisporales; Acaulosporaceae. The record is from the annotation of a GenBank genome assembly.
AACCCCCCUUUGGUUCCGACGAUGACGUACCAACAGUUUCGGUUAUUGGAAUUAGCAAUUGGAGAUUAGAUAAUAAUAAAUCUAGUAGAGCACUAUUGGUUCAGCGCCCUCUCUUUACUGAAAAUGACCUGGUUGAUACUACAAGACGUAUGUUUGGUCACAUCAGGGAUUUUAAUAAUCAACAACCAUUACACAUUUUUAAUCUAUUUUCUUAUUUCAACUCCAGGACUUCAGAUUAUUAUUCUCUCGUAAAAAGCAUAAGAAACAUGAACACCAAGAAGCCAAAUAUCCAACUAGCGCUAGCUCGAAAUUUUGGAGGAACCGAUCAAAUGGAAGAUCUGUGUUGCCUCUACUUUCAACAGGUCUUGAAGCCGCUACAUAAACAAAGAUUCACUUAUAUCCCGAUACCAGUUCAAGAUCUUAUCAAUGCAAAUCUCACAGAAAAGGGCGCUCGAAACCUCAUGCUCAUUGGUAAUAGUAAUUCAGUCGUCACCCUUCAAGAUUAUAAGCUUCGUCAACAAAAUAUAGAACCGAUUGUGAUUAUUGGAUCACAAUUUCCUGAUGAUAAGGAUGGCGGGGAAUAUUCCUAUGUUACUCUUAACCGCAUAAUGAUGUGCGUGGAAACAGGCAGACACCUGAUAUUGACAGACCUUGAAAUUAUUUAUGGAUCUCUUUAUAAUCUAUUCAAUCAGAAUUUUCUAACAGACGAAAAUUUUGACUAUGAGGAUGAUGAUGAUUCAAGUAAUAAAAAUGCAAAAAGAAACUACACCAGAAUUAGCCUAGGCCCGCAUUCUAAUCCACUGUUAUAUGAGACGCUGCAAAGUCUAAUCGUGAAUCAGUGUGGAAAAAAGUCCGAAUCCGACGAUGACACGAUCAUUCAUUCCUGUAAGGAGGCCUUAAUUUCAAUCGCAAUUUCCGAUGGUAUUUUAAGAGCCGAGAAAUCUAUUUUAAAAAUUGGUAAUGCUCAAGAGGUAAAAAACUGGCAAGAUGUCUAUUUCCGGAUCCAACAGCAUGGCAGUAUUAGAGAGUUUUAUCGCACGCUGCUGGAUGACAACAAUCCCCUGAAUAGCAAUUUAACAAUCAUAAAUACCUUUUCUAAUAUUAACACUAAUAUUAAAUUAUGCCUAAAAAAUGUUAUCAACUGUCAAGUCGAUAAACUGUCAACGUUUAAAUCCGAAGCUGUCCUUCAAAAUCAGAUCAAACGUUUUUACGAGUCCGAAAAUGAUUUAUAUAUUCUGCAAUGUGAUCUUUCAACUGUAAACGCGGGAAAAUUGGUACACGAGAUUCCAAAAUGCACGAAACUGGUCGAUUGUUUGAGAUUACGUACAAAUGAUUGGUUAUGCGCUAUUUCUUCAGAUCAGUGGCAGUUGGAUAUAGCCUUAGAUGAAAAGUCAUCAAUAUUACACUCUACUUAUUCCGUGGCUCUAGAGAUGUACUUGAAUACCUUAAUUCGAAAACCUAUUGCUAAAUUGCUUUAUGUCCUAGAGCGCCAUCAUGCAAUAAUGUUUCUUUUUUCAUGGGACCAAGAAAAUGAUGAAUAUGAUUUGUUCACAUUUUGGAAACAUAUUUUCAUGGACAAAAAGAUUGUAAAUAUCGACGAUAUGAUUAUGGAUCCACGGCCAAACCUAUACAUUGUCUCGGGCAAUUAUUUUAGCCUCAAAUUUCCUUUCUCUCAUUAUUUUAUGAAACAAAUAGAUCAAUAUAAGAAGCUUUAUUACGAGGAACUAGAUCUCAUGUACGAAAAUCCCGAAAAUUUAGAUAAAGAUGCAAACCUAAUCCCAGGGAUCUUAAUCCAAUUUCUUGAUAGGUUUGCUGAUACUAUCCGUGCAGCGAUCACGAUGUUGACAUCAGACAUUGUGCAAUUUGCUGGAAACCUGUACUUGGAUGAUUUUGUCAUAAUUUCCUCCUCAAAUGCGGGAUAUUCACAAGAGUCAGACGCCAAAUUAUUACAUUUUCUUUUAAGUCUUUCAUGUGAAGGCGAUGUGUUAAACGAUCCAAUUAGAUUGCACAUGUUUUGGUGGAAAAAUUCUGACGCCAUUAUCUCUGAAUUAGAAUUGGCCCGAAUGUGCCCUUCGAUUAUAGAACUUUAUAAUGAAGAUCACAAAAAAGAUGAUAACUUCGGGAGUUAUUUAAUAGAUAAAGUAUGCAGAAUAAUGAUUGAGAAACUCAUUAAACUGGGAACUCCAAACGAAGACAAGAAUCAAGUUUCGGAUGAUAUCUUUAAUGAUCAUAAAGUCGCGGACGAUAACUUUAAUGAAGCUGCGAACGAUGAUGAAGUUGAAAAUGAUAUCAAUAGUGAAUUUAUAAGCGACGAUAGUAAUGAACUCAGAAACAAUGACGAUAAGGAUAAAAAUAAUAUAGACAUGAAAGAGGUCAAAGAAGAUUCUAUUCCUCUAUUAUUACAAAACACACCAGAAACUUUAGUUCGCUCUCCUAAUCUAAAUGCUAUCAACAGUGCUCUUAAGAGAAACGAGGUUGAUGCCCCAAUAUAUGCUUUAUGUUGCGACGUAUUACAAUAUAAUUUCUUUACCUCAUACACAUUUGAGGAAUUGGUUGAUGGCUUUAGAGAUGCGAUUGAUAUCUUAUGCAGCGGGAAUUUCGAACCCCUACAAUUAAUUCUAGCCGUCACCUUGCUCAAAAAAUUUUUAAAUGUUUUUUGGAAGUCAUUAGUAUCGAUUAAGGAUGCUGUGAAAGAACCUUUAAAGUUUGAGGAUGAGUCAUUUGAUGAUAUGGAUGUGGAGAACAUAAUUGAUAUGAUUAAUCAAGCUAUGGAGCGUCCGUCGCCCUUCAUUCGCUCAUUAAGGUUAUAUUUUCUUCGUGAUCUGUAUGCCAAAGUACUUUCACUAUUUGAAAUCAAAUGUUUUUGUGGAGUGCAGUAUAGGACAUUUUCGUGGUUAAGAGAUUUCGAAUGGAGUGAUGAAGAAAACAGAAUAGGCCUUAUACCUUACCGCUAUUUUACUCAUUAUAAUGAGGCGGAAGAGGCAUUCACUCCAUUACUUGAACGCGGUCAACAAACUCAAGCUAUGAAUUUUUUAAAUCAAGUUUCAAACGAUGAAUCAAUGGAUCUAAAGAUGUCUUUAAUGGUUAGCCCUGGCGACAAGAGUAUCGGUGCUGAAGCGAUUCAUGAAAAUGAAGAGACGGAAGUAAAAUUGGGCUAUGUCUACGAAUCUAUCGAAAGUAGAAAGGAUAGUGACUUCAGUCUUAGAAAUAUGACUCCAGUAUCCUAUCGCAUCUUACAUCUUUUCGUGCAUGUGCUUAUCGCUGCCAAUUCGCAGAAAGAUUGUUGGGAUUUUUUUAAUAAUCAACAGGACCAAGUAAUUAUUCGAAACCCUUUGGAUUAUUGCAAGGAGCAUAUAGAUAAUGAUUGGAGUAUAUUAGCGCGUUUGCUUGGUUGUAACGACGAAACGUUAGCAUUAGUAUUCCAUUCUAUUCUUUCCUCCAUGGCAGAAGGUCAAAUCAUAACGAUAGCAAGAUUGGAUACAGUAGAAAAAAGACGUCAUUGGGAAUAUGAAUUCACCCAACGCUACGUAACUCCAAAAGUAUCUAAUGCUCACGGUACCGCUGCAGAAUUUAAAGGGCGAGUAAAAAACGUUGAUCAUACGCUCGAAAGUGAAAUUGAUGAGACGAUAGAGGUUACGGAGGAAUAUCGGCUAAAAUUUCAUCCAAGAAUAUGGCGAAGAGUAGUCGAAACAAGUUUUGAAGGGUUUCGGGCUUAUUGUAUGGGAUAUCAAAAUUUUACCACUGAGUUUCCGUUUCUAUCGCUAUUCCUUAAAUAUCAAAGUCAAUUAUCACUAUUAAAGAAUCUCACACCAAUCGUAGAAUUCGCGCGGAUUCUUUCUUCAAAAUUAAAUUAUCGGUUGAAAAGGGCGGAUGCCCGUAUCCUCACGUUCGAACAGUUUCUAAAAAACGAAGCUCAAUCUACAGAAAACCUUAAAGAAGCUUUCGAAAAUUUUAUUGUUGCAUGGAAUUCUGUUAGAGAACACAUUACAGGAUAUGAAUCUCAUGAGUUUGCCAGCCCAAUGCCUGAAAUGGCCGGAAGUCUUCCGUUAGUAUAUGCGCUGAUUGAUUUGAGAGAUGAAUCAUUAUAUAUAUGUGGAGCAAUAGAUUAUCUAGUAAAUUUACAUAAUAACUUUUUACAACAUGUCUUAACUAUCGAACCAGGUUGUGCUUCGCUAAGAUUUGUGGAGCAGGGGCAACUUUCAAAUACCAAUGCCGCCAUUAAUCAGGGUCAAUAUUAUAUAGAAACAAUGUCGCUUUCGGAAGCUCGCAAUAUUCAUUUGAUGGGCUACGAAUGGAAUCAAUUACUUGAAUUACUUACCUACAGCCAACGUGAUCUUAGACUUGGUCAUGGACAAGAAAUUAAAUACGAUUUAUAUAAAAUUGAAGCAAAGUUAGCGUAUUAUUUGAUAUUCAAUAAAGUCCAUCUAAAUAAAAGCAAUGAAAAAUUCUGGCUAGACUUAUUUUCGUAUCAUCUUGAACUAUUUUCAAGCUCUCGAACAAUCAUUAGCGAAAUAAAAAAACUAAUUCCCCAGGAGACGGUUCCUACUGAAAAACUUGGAUCUUUUGUCGUGACCACAUACUCACCUACGAAUAUAGGAACCAACGUUACUUUGGUUUUCGAAAAUCCUACUAAACUCUUAUCUGAAUUCGAAGUUCUGCUUUGUUUUUUGGAAAGAACUUUGGGCGGAAAUCUUAACACAAAAAUUACCGAUUAUAUCGAUAAAUGGAUGAAAUUGGUGGUGUUAAAGGAGAACGAUCGUUUCCAUAGAAUGAUUAACGGAUUACGAUUGAAACAUGUAGUAUCUUUAUAUGAAUUUGUUGAAGAAAAGGUAGCAGAUGAGGAAAUCGAAUAUCUCUCCGAAAAAUAUAAAGCUAAGCUAACAAAGCAAUUACAAGACGAAAUCAUUGACUGUGUUGAUUUUGAACAAUCGUAUGGUAUUGGUGGGAGUGAUAUCAGGAAACUUAGAAUUCCGCAUGAUGCAUUUGCUAUUGCAUUGAAACGAUUCAUGUUCCGUUAUUUGUUAUCUGAAAUAAUUACCGAGAAAUACAACCUUGCAGAUUACCUCGCCGGAGAGAUAUUAAUCGACUGCUGGCCAUCUUUUGUGCCCGACGAUGUUAUUCGUGAUAAAUUUCCGAAAUUUUUAUUGGUUGCAAAUAUUUACGAAGCGUACAGAUAUACAAUAAAACAGAUACAGGAGAUGAAUAAAGCGGAAUCAAAGACUCGUAUGGUUAGGAAAAAGAGAAAUACACGUAAGCUUAAAGAAAUAUUUUAA